AUGACCAUAAACUUCCUCAACGAGACUAUUACCCCCGUCUCCUUUGCCAAAGAUCUAGGAAUGACAAUCGACUCUUAUUUGACAUAUGACCAGCAUAUCACCAACCUGGUUUCUUCAUGUAUGAAUUCCUUGUGCCAAAUAAACCGAGUCAAAAAAUGUUUCGAUAAAGAAGCUUUAACUCUCAUCGUCUCGGCACUUGUAAUGAACAAAAUGUUCUAUUGUUCAACGGUUUGGUCAAACACUUCGUCUACCAACAUUAAGAAACUACAGUUGGUACAAAAUUUUGCAUGCAGGAUAAUAACAAAUAUUGGAAAGUUCGACCAUAUUUCGCCGGGCUUACGUGAACUUAACUGGCUCCCAGUAAAGGAACAAUUACUACUAAGAGAGGCUAUUAUGAUGUACAAAUGUGUCAAUGAACUUGUUCCACAUUAUUUGAGCGAUUUAUUCACAAAACGUUCUGACAUUCAUCAACGAGAUACACGUAGCCAUGACUCACUGCAAAUACCAUUGUACAAAACUUCUGCAGGUCAAAG
This is a messenger RNA of Paramuricea clavata, 533 nucleotides long. NCBI's taxonomy places the organism in Eukaryota, Metazoa, Cnidaria, Anthozoa, Malacalcyonacea, Plexauridae. The record is from the annotation of a GenBank genome assembly.